This is a messenger RNA of Alosa sapidissima (American shad), 3883 nucleotides long. It is a transcript of the gene rtel1, whose product is annotated as regulator of telomere elongation helicase 1. The coding region runs from base 288 to 3719 and encodes 1143 amino acids. The record is from RefSeq and is a predicted model, not a curated record. Lineage: Eukaryota; Metazoa; Chordata; Actinopteri; Clupeiformes; Clupeidae. Gene Ontology annotation, biological process: DNA replication; negative regulation of t-circle formation; DNA recombination. The transcript is spliced from 32 exons. Gene Ontology annotation, molecular function: DNA polymerase binding; hydrolase activity, acting on acid anhydrides, in phosphorus-containing anhydrides; ATP binding. Gene Ontology annotation, cellular component: nucleus.
GCGCUUCAAUCUGAACAUCCCGCGCCAAGCACAGUACCAGGAAGUGGUUCCCAAAGGUUAACGUGGAUAGUUUGUUUAUUGUCAAAGUUAUAAAUGAGACCUUUUUACGAAUGGUCAUGACAUAUCAGACAGGGUGUUUUGGAAGACAGCUCAAUAUUCCGAUAAUAUGCAGAGAUGUGCUGAAUGUAAGUCCUAUUUAGCUAACAUCAGCACUCGGAUAUUAACAUCACGGCAACGGCAACGGGUCAGCCCGGGCAGUAGCCUAAGCUUUUGUCAACUCUACCACGAUGCCCUCGCUCAAAAUUAAAGGGGUAACAGUGGACUUCCCCUUCACACCAUAUCCAUGUCAGACGGACUACAUGAGUAAAGUCAUUGAAUGCCUACAAAACAAGGUGAAUGGGGUCCUGGAGAGCCCGACUGGUACGGGCAAGACGCUGUGCCUGCUAUGCGCCACCCUGGCGUGGAGACAGUACUUCAAGGACACCAUCUCCGCCCGCAAGAUCGCAGAGAAGAUGGGAGGGGCGGAGCUCUUCUCUGACAGGCCCCUGUCAUCUUGGGGUACCUCGGCCACGGAUGGGGACUCACCAAUGUACUACACUGACGUCCCGAAGAUCAUAUAUGCAUCACGUACACACUCCCAGCUCACGCAGGUCAUCGGAGAGCUCAGGAACACCUCAUACAGGCCAAAAGUGUGUGUUCUUGGCUCGCGUGAACAACUUUGUAUUAAUCAGGAAGUGAUGAAACAGGAAAGCAAUCACGUGAAGGUUCACAUGUGCAGGGCCAAGGUGUCAACACGCUCGUGUCUUUUCUACAACAAUGUCGAAGAGAAGAGCACCGAUAAAGAGAUCAUCAACUCCAUAUUGGAUGUGGAGGAUCUAGUGAAAGCCGGCAAUAAGCAGAGGGUAUGCCCAUACUACUUGUCCCGGUCUUUAAAGCAGCAGGCUGAGAUCAUCUUCAUGCCGUACAACUACCUCCUGGACCCUAAGAGUCGCAGGGCCCACAACAUUGAGCUGCAGGGGGCCGUGGUCAUCUUUGAUGAGGCGCAUAACGUGGAAAAGAUGUGUGAGGAGUCGACGUCGUUCGAUCUGACCCCGUAUGACCUGACCUCAGCUCUGCAGGCUGUGGACAAGCUACUGCACGAGCAGGUGGGGGAUGCUGGGAAGGAGGAGGACCUCAGUGAGACCUCCAGCUCUGCUCUGAAGCUCGACAUAACAAGUGUAGCCAAAAUAAAGCAGAUUAUAAUGGACCUAGAGAUGAACAUCAACACUUUUGAGAUUCCACCAAGCAGUCAGGGUAUUACUAAACCUGGAAGCUUUAUCUAUGAGCUCUUCCAGAAGGCCCAGGUGACCUUUGACACCAAGACGUCUGUGGCGGAGACCAUUGACCAGAUCACGGGAUACCUCUCCAGUCAACCUGGAAUUUUCCUCAACACAAGUGGGUUGCAGAAGCUAGGUGACAUCAUCCAGUUGGUGUUUGUAGGCGAAGCAGCAGAGGCAAGUGGUGUGCAUUUGGAGAAGAGAACGCGGCAGUUUAAGGUUCACAUUCACGCCGACACCAGCAGCUCCAGGAAGAAGCAGAACGCUGAUGUGUGGGCUCCAGCCUCCUCCAAAAAACAAGGGAACGUGCUGAGCUACUGGUGUUUCUCUCCGGGCUUCAGCAUGCAGGAGUUGGUGCAGCAGGGCGUGCGCUCCAUCAUCCUCACCAGCGGCACCCUCUCCCCCCUGUCCUCAUUCACCGCAGAGAUGCAGAUUCCGUUCCCUGUGAGUCUGGAGAACCCACACGUUAUCCAGCGUGAUCAGAUCUUCGUCAGCGUCAUAGACAAGGGCCCAGAUGGAACAAUUCUCAGCUCUGCCUUUGACAGGAGGUUUCUACCAGCGAACAUGGCGUCAUUGGGCAACACUGUUGUGAACCUCAGUCGCGUGGUGCCCGAUGGACUGCUGGUCUUCUUUCCGUCCUACCCUGUCAUGGACAAGACCCUGGAGUUCUGGCGGGGCAGCGGCCUGGCCGGGCGCAUCGAGAACAUCAAGCCCAUGUUUGUGGAGCCGCGAGGCAAGGCCACUUUUACUGAGGUAAUUGACGGCUACUAUGAAAGAGUGAACGAGCCAAAUGGGCGAGGAGGAAGCUUCUUUGCUGUGUGCCGAGGAAAGGCCAGUGAGGGUCUGGACUUUGCGAAUUCGUAUGGGAGGGGUGUGGUCAUCACUGGACUGCCCUUUCCUCCUCGCAUGGACCCGCGGGUCACGCUCAAGAUGCAGUAUCUGGACGAGAUGAGCCGCAAGAGGGAGGCAGGAGUUAAGUAUUUGUCAGGCCAGGAGUGGUACAGGCAGCAGGCAUCUCGUGCAGUGAACCAGGCCAUCGGGAGAGUGAUCCGCCACCGGGAAGACUAUGGAGCCAUCUUCCUCUGUGACCAAAGGUUUAAAGGCACUGAUGUUCGAGCCCAGCUCCCCUCCUGGGUGAGACCUCACGUCAAACUGUACGACAGUUUCGGAUGCGUGGUGCGAGACGCAGCGCAGUUCUUCAGAGUCGCACAGAAGCUGAGGCCCCCCUCAGAGAAGAAGCCUGCCCCCCUCCCUGCCUCCUCCAGUCUGUGUGGGGGAGCCAGUGGCAGCGGUGGUGGGGGGGGCACGGGGGGGUGCAGGGGGGGUGGGGGCGGAUCUGGGGCAGCCUGCUCCUCCCAGAAGGCCAAGAUGUUGGACUCCCACGUCCCCAGCCUCAAACGCCGCAGGACAGAGGAGGCGGAGCUUGGUGUAGGCGUGGCCAGGCUGUGUGUUCAGUAUGAGGCUGAGCUGCCAACCAAUCAAAGACGAGCUCGGGGGCUGCUGGAUGCCCUAGAACACAGUGACCACACUGGACACACACAGCAAGACGCAAACACUCAGGAGAGGCUGGAGGAGCGACCCAGCAAUUGGACACAAGCCAGCAAACGUAAAAUCCGAUUGGUCCAGAGGCCGACGGCACCUGAGCCUCCGAGGUCAGAGGUCACAGGGUCGUGGAAAGGUCACGACUUCCUGUUGGAGUUGAAGCGGAAUCUGAGCCAGGAGAACUUCACUCAGCUCAUGGAGGCCCUGAAGACCUACAAGGAGUCUGACGAGCUGCUCGACUUCCUCGCCAAAGCCACCGCUCUGCUCACACCCGACCCCAACACACACCGAUUACUCCGAGGGCUGUACCAGGCAGUGCGUCCCCACCAUAAGAAGCGUUUCCAUGAGCAGUGUGUGUUGCUGACGGGGGAGGGGUGUGGAUACAAGACUGAGCAUUCGUUAAGCCGAGAACAGAGACGGGCACUAACCACUCACACAGAGAGUGAAGCCUCCUCAGGUCUCGUGGAGGUUGCAGUUGGCGUCCCAUCCUCGGAGAAAGUUUCUGGUGCAGACCAGUCCAAAGAGCUCUCAGAGCCGACAGUGCUGAUGGCGGACAUGCAGAAAGCUUUGGGUGCGGACAAGUCCAAACAGCUGUUCUCCUGCUUGAGCGCCUACCGCAAGAACCACCACUACGACCAGAUGCUGUCCACUGUAGUCAGCCUGCUCACCGAGAGGGACGAACACCUGCAGCUCCUAAAGCGGCUUGAGGUGUUCAUCCCCGCCUGUGACCGAUCUCGCUUCAGGGAAAUGACAGCAUCCUUGACAGGUGGUAGCCAAAGCCACGAAACCCAGCCAUCAGCCUCCAGUGACAAGGGGAAAUCCCAACCCAAGAUCUCGGCCUUCUUUACAGGUCAUAGUUAGCAACUCACUAAUUGACUGAAUCCAGUGUUGGAUUUUCUUGCAGAAUGUAACUUGUCCUGUGAGUGUUUCGUGUCUUGUGACACAUACAGUAUGUUACAAUAGAAGCAUCAUGCAAAUGUUUUUUAUAUCAUUAUCAGAAAUGAAAUUAAAGUAUUUAAUUUGGA